Molecule: messenger RNA, 1300 nt
Organism: Chironomus riparius
Lineage: Eukaryota; Metazoa; Arthropoda; Insecta; Diptera; Chironomidae
Source: the annotation of a GenBank genome assembly
CGAAUGAGAGAAUAAGACAGCUCAAUACACAAAAUGCUCACUGCGGAGAAAGUUCGAAAUUUGAUAUAGUUUUUAUCACAUUUGUUAUUAUUGAGUCUUGAGUUUUGUGUUGAUUAGGAAACUGCCUUUGGUUGUGUUCUUGACAGUCCAAAAGUAAAAAAAAGAGCAACAUUCGAGUGUGGCUUCUUUUUGUUGUUGAUAAAUUGUAAAACAAUUGUAUAUUAUGGGAGAACCGAUUGCAUUGUUUAUUGUUGUAUGCACUAUCGUAUCACUUUGUGUCAUUUGUGGGAAAUGUUUUAAAGUUUUGUGCAGAAGCGAGCCUGGUGCAGUUUACUCAGCGCCAGUCAUCGUAACAUCACAAACACAUCAAGCGCCUGGUUCAAUUAGAACAACAACAAUUCUCAACCAAAACUCAAGACCGCCUGGACAAUUUACUCCUGUGUCGUAUCCACCAGGAGGAUUAGUGGUUACUGGAUCAAGCUCACCGUACCAUCCAAUGAAUGCAUCAAGACCUUAUCCUCCACAAGCUUCAUACCCACCACAAGCUUCAUACUCACCACAAGCUUCAUACUCACCCGAAGCUUCUUACCCACCACAAGCUUCUUAUCCACCACAAGCUUCAUACCCACAACAAGCUUCAUACCCACCAGAAGCUUCUUACCUACCACAAGCUGCAUACCCUACACAAGCUUCAUACCCACCAGAAGCUUCUUACCCACCACAAGCUUCAUACCCGCCACAAGCUUCAUACCCACCAGAAGCUUCAUACCCACCAGAAGCUUCAUACCCACCACAAGCUUCAUACCCACCACAAGCUUCAUACCCACCACAAGCUUCAUACCCACCACAAGCUUCAUACCCACCACAAGCUUCAUACUCACCCGAAGCUUCUUACCCACCACAAGCUUCAUACCCACCACAAGCUUCUUAUCCACCACAAGCUUCAUACCCACAACAAGCUUCAUACCCACCAGAAGCUUCUUACCCACCACAAGCUUCAUACCCGCCACAAGCUUCAUACCCACCACAAGCUUCUUACCCACCACAAUCUCAAUACUCAUCACAACCAGCCUACAAUCCACAACAAAUGCCACUUCCAUCAAACAUGCCAUAUCCACCAGCAACAUCAUAUCUACCACAAAUUGAAUCGAAUUUACCUCAAGGACAGAACAUGCAACAGCCUUCAGCUCCACCACCCUCUGCGCCAUAUCCAACAAACAAUUCAUCACAGCAGAUGGAUGUCCCGCCCAAUUAUGAUGCAGCAAUGACAACAUACUUAAAUGAACAAAAGAAGAUGUAG